Molecule: messenger RNA, 565 nt
Organism: Anopheles coustani
Lineage: Eukaryota; Metazoa; Arthropoda; Insecta; Diptera; Culicidae
Product: defensin-like
Exons: 2
Coding region: 64-387 (107 amino acids)
Biological process (GO): defense response to bacterium; humoral immune response
Source: RefSeq, a predicted model, not a curated record
UCUGGUACAAAAUAUAGUAGCAGUACUCUACAAAGACACAACACAACUCAACGAUCGUUAAAAAUGUUCUGCAAAAAUACAUUUGCUCUGGCGAAAACUGGCCUCGUGCUGGUUGUGGUGGUGCUGGCUGUCUGUUCCAACGGAUACCCCUCGGGCCAAGCCGAUCCGGAAGAGAAUGGAGCAUUGGUUGUUGAAACUGGCCCAGAGCCGGAACAAUCCUCGUUGGUCGCAGAUGUCCUGGAGGGACAUCAGCGGUUCAAGCGGGCAACCUGCGAUUUGACCAGCGGAACCAAUAUCGGCAGCAGUGCCUGUGCAGCCCACUGUAUCGUCAAGGGCUUCCGUGGAGGCUAUUGCAACGAUAAGCUGGUUUGCGUUUGCCGGAAGUAGAACGCUGUUUGAUUAGAACUAAAAACACCGUACCAAACGUAACACUGUACCAACCUUAGAAAAUCAUCACCGUAGGACACAUGGUGGCAAAUUUAUCAACAUCCUUAACACUUGGUACUAUUUUUCAAACAACUAAUUACUAUGUAGUGGAAGGCAUAAGUACACAAUAAACUAUAAU